ACCCUUCAGGAAGGUCGCGGCGGCGGCGGUAAUAUUGCCUAUCGGUCAGCUCAUAGCCCGAGCCAGCCCGACACUGCAGCAUUAAUCUUAUCUAAUGUCCCGUCCGAAUUGAUCCUAGUGCAGUGAAAUCCCAGAGAUAAUCGACACAUUCCGUGUCGGUCAACUAGUAUAUAUAGUUGCGUUCGAAUCUACUGCCAACAUAGUCCGGUUCUAGCUCGAUGCCAUGAAGUCAUUCCUACUGUGCUUAGCCAUCGCUGUAGUCGGUGUUUCCUGCGCUCCCUCGGAACAGCCCCAACGCCCUCGUCCGUGGUGGAACCCUUCGAUUCUCUUCAACCACCUAACACCAAAGUCCACCAGUCGCAUUGUCGGAGGCUUCAAGGUUACCAUCGAAGAUGUCCCAUACCAAAUCUCGCUUCGAAACUGGGGCGGUUCGCACAUGUGCGGCGGAUCCAUCAUCAGUUCACGCUGGAUCCUGACUGCCGGUCACUGUGCCUACCGGUCGUCCAACUCCAUGUAUACCAUUCGCGCCGGAUCCACCAAUCGCCAGGAAGGCGGAGAGGUGCUCAAACUCAAACGCAUCAUCCAACAUCCGCUGUACGACCCGAACAUCAUCGAUUACGACUUCUCCCUACUGGAGCUGAAGGAGGAGAUGUCAUUCGACUCGACUCGGGCGCCGAUCGAACUGCCGGAGCAGGACGAGGAAGUAGGUGACGGAGCUCUGUGUCGAGUGUCCGGGUGGGGCGAUACGAUGAGUUCGGUCGAAUCAACGACGAUGCUCCGGGCGACGGAUGUCCCUGCGGUCAAUCAGGAUCGCUGUUCAACGGCUUACGUAGACUUUGGAGGGGUGACGCCCAGGAUGAUCUGCGCCGGAUACUGGGAAGGUGGCAAGGAUGCCUGCCAGGGCGAUUCCGGUGGCCCACUGGCCAGCGGUGGCAAGCUGAUCGGAGUCGUUUCAUGGGGAUAUGGAUGCGCCGAGGAAGGAUUCCCAGGGGUGUACUCGCGGGUGGCUGCCGUGCGCGAAUGGAUCCGAAAGGAGACGGGAGUUUGA
Ochlerotatus camptorhynchus is the source of this 1048-nucleotide messenger RNA. RefSeq names its product trypsin-1-like. Gene Ontology annotation, biological process: proteolysis. The transcript has 2 exons. NCBI's taxonomy places the organism in Eukaryota, Metazoa, Arthropoda, Insecta, Diptera, Culicidae. Gene Ontology annotation, molecular function: serine-type endopeptidase activity. The record is from RefSeq and is a predicted model, not a curated record. Bases 224 to 1048 code for a protein of 274 amino acids.